This is a messenger RNA of Aedes albopictus (Asian tiger mosquito), 1984 nucleotides long. RefSeq names its product pituitary homeobox 3 (gene Pph13). Gene Ontology annotation, molecular function: DNA-binding transcription factor activity, RNA polymerase II-specific; RNA polymerase II transcription regulatory region sequence-specific DNA binding. The transcript is spliced from 2 exons. Gene Ontology annotation, biological process: regulation of transcription by RNA polymerase II. NCBI's taxonomy places the organism in Eukaryota, Metazoa, Arthropoda, Insecta, Diptera, Culicidae. The record is from RefSeq and is a predicted model, not a curated record. The coding region runs from base 149 to 1243 and encodes 364 amino acids.
CCGCGACACGUAAAGCACUGUGUAGCGAAGAAUCCUUAAAAGUGACAUAUCACCUAUGUAGCCGCGUUCUGUUCCGUACACGUUUUCUAUUUUCUAUUCCGACUCGCAGUGGUCAGUCACACCCAGACCAGCGUUGUUGGUUCAUAGGAUGAAACGAAAACAGCGAAGAUACAGAACCACGUUCAAUUCAAUUCAGCUGCAGGAACUGGAACGAGCCUUCCAGAGGACACAUUAUCCGGAUGUAUUCUUUCGGGAGGAGCUGGCGGUGAGAAUCGAUCUUACCGAAGCACGUGUGCAAGUGUGGUUUCAAAAUCGUCGCGCAAAAUGGAGGAAGAAUGAGAAGGGAAGCACUGGUGAAGAGGGGGAGGUCGCCGAGUCUGGAAAAAAUGAGCCAGGCAGUGGAAGUACUUCAGGAGGACCAACGCGAUCUACAUCGGAGGAUACUCCAUCAAACAUCAGUUACGAUAAUGUAUCACAAAACAUUAACCUCGCAAGCAUGGGGUUGAAUCUCCAGGAAGGUAAUCCUCAAGUCCACGGCUUCGACAACGACGGGAAACUUUCUCUGGGUCAGAUGUCUCCUGGGCGGAUAUCACCGAAUCUGUUUCUGAAUCUCAAUUUCGAUCACAUCAAUCCAGUCGACGGGCGAGGUGGUAACCUAACGUUCGAGUGGAAUAGUUUUCCUACCACCAGCACACAGAGUAGGCAAAAUUCCGCAUAUCCUUGCAACAUAACGGAUAUGAAUGGAACGAUCUGCAAUACAACUCUCGGAUCUACGAUAUCGCCUUCGACGAGUGGUCCUUCAUCAUCGUCUGUGAAUGCCGGUCUCCAGUAUAUGAAUAUAAGCAGUUUAGUGAACUCUUCGCCACCUUCAUCGUCCUCUGUCUAUGACGAUGAAAUGAAGUUCCUGAAUGUUGAUCACUUCAACAUGGAUAGUUUCAAAGGCGAAUCGUUGUUCAGCCUAGAUCACACUUUGCUGACGGCCAGUGAUCACCAGACCACACUCCACCAGUCUCAUCACCACAAUCAACAACCUCAGACGCAACACUCUCUAGGCAUCAGCUGCCAACACGAAGAGAAGACACAUCUUGGAUUAGAUCUGAACAAUUUCAGCCUGAAUGAUCCCACCUGCCACGAUCCGGAUAAAACAGAUAAAUCUCCCUCAGAGCUGUUAGACUUAGAAAAACCUAUAAAUAUCAACAUAAACGUCGAAAGUUUAGAUCAGUUAGAUGAUGAUAAAUAUUGAUGUUACAAGUAAUUUUGUUUUUGAUUCUUAGUUGUUCCAAUAGCUAUAGAAGAGCUAGUAAUUGGCAAUUUACCUAUUGUUUAGCAAAAAAGUAUCUUCAGAAAACCAGUGCCAUGUUCUGCAAAAACAAUCGAGAGAAUCCAUACAAUGAAUCGAAAUCUAGUCAAUGUGAAAAGAAUAGUUACCACCGAGAGAGCAGUGCCAGAAACCAUUAAAAUUAAAAAGGAAAAUCAAUAGUUUUUCCCCUGUUAACAGUAGUGUUCAGUCCUGCAUGAGUAGUCGAGUAGUUUAUGUUUUGUUUUAGCUGAAAAUAAAGUUCGAGGAAACGCAAAACAAUAAGCUGCUUUUGGGUUUUCUUUCAUUUGUCCGUGGUCGCUGCGCUGUUGGAGCGGUGUCGGUUUUGGUGGACUGCAUACGGUGUCGGUUUCAUUCAGCAAAUUGUGCUUUGCGCCUACGAGUCGAUAGUAAUGAUAUCAACAUUGGUGUAAAUUCUGUUGAAGGGGGCAAUGCUCACAUCUUCGACAUUUUUCAUUGUGUGCUUUUUUGCUCAACCCUAUCGCGCACAGCAACGUGCGCACCCCUACAUUGCGUUGCGCGCCCAUCGUCGUUCAGCAUUCGUUCGUCGUCCACUACCGCGUGUACACUGUUCUUUUUAUCCUCGUUUACGUUUAUUAAACCAAGUUGUUAACCAAGUAAAGUCGUGUGUGAUUUCUCCACCAAACAAUCCGAAACUUCUUUUGG